This is a messenger RNA of Salmo salar (Atlantic salmon), 3987 nucleotides long. RefSeq names its product desumoylating isopeptidase 1. The record is from RefSeq and is a predicted model, not a curated record. Gene Ontology annotation, molecular function: peptidase activity. Gene Ontology annotation, biological process: protein modification by small protein removal. Lineage: Eukaryota; Metazoa; Chordata; Actinopteri; Salmoniformes; Salmonidae.
UUCUAUGGUAUUCAUAAAUUGCAUCUCCGUCACUCGGUCGCGUCAUGCCAUUGUUAUGAACGUUCUCAAGCCGCCCUCUAUCGGCGGCGCCAUAGUGGUGAUAAACGACAGUGACACAGAAACAACUGAUUAGCAUGCUAGCUGUUAGGCCAAGCGGAACAGAACGGGCUAACGUUACUGUAGCCAGCUCGUUGGAGACAAAACAUUGGAGACAAAACAACACGAGAAAACCUGAUUUAACAUCAAGCUGAAUUAUGGAUCAAAAUUACACCUUGUAUCCUGUUAAACUGUACGUUUACGACCUGUCUAACGGAAUGGCUCGCCAGCUGAGCCCCCUAAUGCUAGGGAAACAGCUUGAUGGAAUAUGGCACACUGCUAUUGUUGUCCAUGGAGAGGAGUUCUUCUAUGGGGGAGAGGGCAUCGCAAACUGCCCACCUGGUGGGACGUCCCUGGGAGAACCCAACUCCAUAAUAGACCUGGGCAUCACAGAAGUGACUGAGGAAAUCUUUAUGGAGUACCUGUCUUCACUGGGAGAGUCCACGUACAGGGGGAACCAGUACCAUCUGUUUGAGUGGAACUGUAACACAUUCAGUAACGAAGUGGCCCAGUUCCUCACCGGCAGCAAGAUCCCCGCCCACAUCACAGACCUGCCGGCUGAAGUGCUGUCCACGCCUUUCGGCCAGGCGCUACGCCCGCUUCUGGACUCCAUCAAUAUUGCACCUCAGGGGGGCAACACCUUCAAUGGACACUAUGGCCAGAGAUAGACCGAUAACACAGGUGCACAGAGUAAUAUAUUAAACGAUCAGUCAGUCAGUCAGUCUGUGUGUGGGGAGUGGGAGAUCUGCAGCUCUGGACCUUUGUAAGUCCCAUUCUGAUGUACGUCAGUCAGUCAGUCAGUGGGUCAGGUAGCAACCUAACCCAACCUGACCGCUUUAAUACCUUAAAUGCCCAGUGCAGUCAAAAAAGUGGUCCCCCCCCCCUGUUUUUAUAUAUAUUUCCACACUAUGAGGUGUGAAUAAUACAGUGAAAUUGUGAAAAUUAUAAUGCCCUUUUAGUGUAGGAGCUGUUUGAAAAGGCCGCUGGAAAUGUCAGCAUAUUUUGGUGGGAUGGCGUUUUGGCCUUUCAUGGCGACAUCACCACGUGGUAAAUUAGUUAAUAGACCAAUAAGAAAGAGUUCCAAAACUCUCUCCCAAUAUCAGCACAUUUUCAGUUUUCCCCUCCCCACUCAGACCACUCCCAGACAGUCCUAGCAAAAUUAUUUAUUGAGAAAUUGUUCUUUGCUAAGAAGCUAUUUUUGUUUCUUUUUGAGUCAUUUAAAAUAAUCACACUAAGGUACUUAAUUGUUCCCCAGAAAUGAUUUGAUAUUGAGAUAAAAACAGCUGCAUCUGACCUUUUAUGAUGAUCCUACCUAACUUACCCCUUUUCCACUAUAAACUUGGCCUGCGAUCUGUGUGUGUAUUUUAGUAUGUCCAUGGAUAUGAAGCUGGUAUUAGGCCGUAAGUGUAUGAUAAGAUAGAUAUUUCUUCUACUCUCCAUAGGAGCCCAUGAUCAGCUGAAUGUAAAACUAGGGAGCUGCAAGGUUUCUAUCUAGAGCCAGAGCUGCAGCUCUUUCCUGCACAGGGGUGGGUAGGGUGUCCUUUUAACUUCCUAUUAAGUUAUUUUAGUGUUUUCAUUGUUUUGUUCUUUUUUAAUUACCAUGACAUGACUGCAUUGACAUUCCAGAGAGGUAGAGAGAAGGGAUAGAGAAUAUGAAAAGAGAAACAAACAAUGUUUGAGAUUUUAGCUGAAGACGUGUUUAAAAACUUCACAAAUUCUGACUUGCACUUGUCUUUAUAUUGUGAACUUGCGUAUUCACUUAUCUUCGUAUCAACUUCCAACUGUCUGGUGUCAAGGUUUAUCCCUUGAAAACAUUGUUAAACACAAGCACACACACUCAAGAUCAUCAAGCUAUGACCUCGUGUGACCUGUACAGACGUGCUCAAAUUUGUUGGUACCCCUCCACAAAAAAACGUAGAAUGCACAAUUUUCUCUGCUUUAGAUUGUUUAUUAAACAUAAUAUUUUAAAUAAUAAAACAAAUGAAAAUGGCAUGGACAAAAAUGAUGGGACCCUUAACCUAAUAUUUUGUUGCACAACCUUUAGAGGCAAUCACUGCAAACAAAUGUUUUCUGUAGCUCUCAAUGAGUCUUCUGAACCUGUUAACAGGUAGUUUGGCCCACUCUUCCUGAGUAAUCUGCUCCAGCUGUCUCAGGUUUGAUGGGUGCCAAGUUUCAGCUCUUUCCAUUGAUGUUCGAUAGGAUUCAGAUCAGGACUCAUAGAAGAUCACUUCAGAAUAGUCCAAUGUUUUGUUCUUAUCCAUUAUUGUGCUUUUAGCUGUGUGUUUUGGGUCAUUAUCCUGUUGGAGGACCCAUGACCUGCGACUGAGACAGAGCUUUCUGACACUGGGCAGUACGUUUCGCUCCAGAAUGCCUUGAUGGUCUUGAGAUUUCAUUGUGCCCUGCACAGAUUCAAGGCACCCUGUGCCAGGCGCAGCAAAGCAGUCCCAAAACCUUACCGAGCCUCCUCCAUGUUUCACUGUAGGUAUGGUGUUCUUUUCUUUGAAAGCUUCAUGUUUUCGUCUGUGAACAUAGAGCUGAUGUGACUUGGCAAAAAGCUCCAGUUUUGGAGGACAUUCUCAGAAGGAUUGUGGCUUGUCAUUAUGCAUUUUAGAAAAUUCCAGUCUGGCUUUUUUAUGUUUUUCUUUCAAAAGUGGAGUCCUGGGUCUACUUUCAUGGAGCCCAUUUUUGCUGAAAAAGCGACGGAUGACGUACCUUCACCUUGAAGUUCAGCUUGUAUCUCUUUGGCAGUUAUCCUUGGUUCUUUUUCUACCAUUCGCACUAUCCUUCUGUUCAAUCUGUGGUCGACUUUCCUCUUGCGGCCUUGCCCAGGGAGGUUGGCUACAGUUCCAUGGACCUUAAACUUCUUAAUAUUUGCGACUGUUGUCACAGGAACAUCAAGCUGCUUGGAUAUGGUCUUGUAGCCUUUACCUUUACCAUGCUUGUCUAUUUUCUUUCUGAUCUCCUCAGACAAAUCUCUCCUUUUCUUUCUCUGGUCCAUGUUCAGUGUGGUGACUACUUUUCUCCAUUUAAAUAGGCUGAAUGACUGAUUACAAGAUUGGAGACGUGAUACUAAUUAAACAAACAAAUGAGUUUGAAAUAUCACUAUAAUGCAAUUAUUUAUUAUAUUUUCUAAGGGGUACCAACAAAUGUGUCCAGGCUAUUUUAGAAUCUCUUUGUAGAAUAAGCAAUAAUUAAUCUCUUUUCACAGCUUCUUUGCUUUAUUCUAUGACAUACCAAAGGCAUGCAAGUAUACAGCUUUUAAAUUAGUCACUUUUCUUGAGGAAUGACGCAUUAUUUCAAUGAGCUGUAAGGGCACCAACCAAUUUGAGCACGUCUAUGUAGGACUGUACAGUAAUACACUGAACAACUGCAUCUUUCCAGAAUUGGUAUACUUCUACCUUUUCAAAUUAGCAGGAAUGCACCAUAUCUAAGCAUUUUCUAAGAUUGGAAUGUUGUUGAGGGUCUCUGUACUGUUUUUUUGCGAUCAGUGUGCAGCCUAAUGUUGGUCCAGCAUAGGAAAUAACUCUCCAUAUCAAGAGUUAUGCCAACCGCCAUUCACUUUUUUCCUGAUAUCAAGUAUCUGUGAUUUUGUUGCCAUUAUUUGUUUGUUUUGAUCUGUUAAUUUAUUUUAAUAUAUUAUAUACACAAGACUGUCUUUGUAAGUUACAUACUUUAAUUUAUUACCUAAUGUCAUUAUGAGCAUACAUAUCGUUAUUAUAAUUAUUAUAUUAUCAAGAUUUAAUAUAUUCGGUAAUUCACAUUUGGUAUUGAGUCAAAAUUGUGAUACCCCAAAAAUGUCCAUCCUUACUCUGUCCACUAUUGUGAUGUAAAGAUCCUGUUUCUAUUUAAUGAAACUCUUGCCUCUGCUUGAUAAAGACAACUUUUCUCUAA